Molecule: messenger RNA, 1122 nt
Organism: Colletotrichum higginsianum IMI 349063
Lineage: Eukaryota; Fungi; Ascomycota; Sordariomycetes; Glomerellales; Glomerellaceae
Product: Glycosyl hydrolase family 18
Exons: 4
Coding region: 1-1122 (373 amino acids)
Biological process (GO): carbohydrate metabolic process; chitin catabolic process
Cellular component (GO): extracellular region
Molecular function (GO): chitin binding; chitinase activity
Source: RefSeq, a predicted model, not a curated record
AUGGCAACCAGAGUCAGGAUGAGUUCAUUCUCUUCCUCUUCGUCCCCCUCGUCGACGUCGUCGUCGUCGUCUUCGCGCAAGUCGCGCAGGACGACCAGCAUUUCUAACGUCAUGUACACCAAUGCCGUCUACUUCCCCAACGAACGGAUAUACCAGGGCGAUACGCCUGCAGCUAUGAACUAUGGCUGCAUCAACCAUGUUUACUACGCCUUUGCGAAUAUUUCGUCCGAUGGGGGUGUUUUUUUGAGCGAUGAGUGGGCCGAUGCCCGCGCACCAGUUGACGGCGUGCAAGGCGGCCUGGGUUCCCUCAUGCACUUGAAGCAGAAACACCCACACUUACAAGUCAUCCUAUCCAUUGGCGGCGGUAAUUCAAGUGCCAUGUUUCCCUCGGUGGCGGCAAACACAUUGUACAGAGACAACUUUGCCAGGUCUGCGAGGGGUCUGGUGGAUGCUUCGGGUCUGGAUGGUAUCGACAUCAUGUGGGAGUAUCCAUGCGAUUCCGAACAGGGCCACCAUUUCCUCGCCCUUCUCGCUGCGGUUCGCCUACACAUGCCCGAGAGCCAUUAUCUCCUUACCGCCGCGCUGCCCGCCGCGAAGGCAGUUUUGCAGUACAUCGACCUCGGACAAACGGCCGACUAUCUCGACUACCUCAACUUGAUGGCCUACGAUUUUGCCGGCCCAUGGACACACAGAAGCGGCCACCACGCCCAAUUGUAUGCGAUGAGCAAGGAUGAGAACUCGGGUGCGUCGGGAAUACAAUAUCUGGUCUCGAAAGGUUUCCCCUCGCAAAGAAUCCUUCUCGGCAUUCCCCUAUACGGCCGCAGCUUUCUGCAUGCCGCUGGACCAGGUCAAAAGUUCAAGGGGGCGAGCACGUUUGAAUACCACGAACUCCCCCGUCGAGGAACGAAGGAAGUCGUGGACAAGAAAUCUAUCGCAGCGCAGUGUGUCGGUGCGGACGGCGGCUUCGUGACGUAUGACAACCCCGAUACGGUGAAGAUGAAGGCGGCAUUCUGCAAGCAAAAGAGCUUAGGGGGGCUGUUUUACUGGAACGGGCCAGCUGAUGCAAAGGACAGCUCGCGGAGCUUGAUAGCGACCGGGUUCAGAGCUCUGCACAGCUCCUGA